AUGCCCCGAGCUGGCUCCGAGAGGAGGGCGGAGGGCGCGUGGCAGCGCUCCGUGCGACCCUCCUCGGACGGGAGCCAGGGCGCAAGGCGAAGGACCGCGGAGAAAGGUCGCAAUCGGGUGAAGAGGGCUGGUACCAGCUCCGAGGUGGACGAAACCGUGCAAGCCCGCGAGGUCAAGCGGACAAUGGCGGGUUGCCGCGUGUCGGCCGUGUUCGUGAACUCCUGCGACUCUCUCGGGAUCGCCACGGCCUUCAUGGAGGCCGGCGUGCCCCACGUGAUCUGCUGCAACGGCCAGAUCUUCGACGGCGCGUGCAAGAUCUUCACGCGGGGCUUCUACCGCAGCCUCGGCAUGGGCCGCUCCAUCUACGCCUCCUUCGAGCACGCGCGCGAGGCCGUGGCCUGCUCCCCGCAGGUGGGCCUGCGCGCGGAGGCCAGCAAGUUCCAGCUGCUGCCCCGCCAGGAGGAUCUCUUCUACUACCAGAUCUCGCUGUCGAGCGUCUCCAAGCACCACCUCAACGACCUGCGGAAGCUCACCACCGUCAAGCGGGAAGACCGCAUCGCGAUGCCAGACGAG
Prorocentrum cordatum is the source of this 573-nucleotide messenger RNA. The record is from the annotation of a GenBank genome assembly. NCBI's taxonomy places the organism in Eukaryota, Dinophyceae, Prorocentrales, Prorocentraceae.